AUGGAACGAAAACCGAUAGCAGACAACGGGGUUGAGGUGACGGCAGGACUCGAUGAUAGAGCUACGCGAAGACGACAAUCUGCCUUUGCAAGGCGCAAGUCCUCCGCUGUCGUUGAAGAGUCUGCCGCCAUUGUCGAAGCCCACACUCUUAAUGAUGCAGAUCGACGUUUGGCCGAGAUGGGCUACACUCAGGUCUACAAGCGAGAAUUUUCCUGGCUUUCUACCUUCUCCUUCGCCCUCUCCGUCUCAGGACUCUUCGCCAGUGUCUCGACAACCUUCAUUUACCCCUACGAAGCAGGAGGUGCAUCUUCGGCCGUCUGGUGCUGGCUGAUCUCGGGUUUCGGAUGCUACUGCAUUGCGCUGUCUGUGGCCGAACUCGUCUCCGCCUACCCGACGUCGGGAGGACUAUACUUCACAUGCAAAUAUCUCGCCCCGACAAAUUGGGUACCGGAAAUAUCAUGGCUGUGCGGUUGGCUGAAUCUCAUCGGCCAGAUUGCCGGAGCUGCGUCAACGGAAUACGGCUGCGCCCAAUUACUGCUAGCUGCCGUCUCAAUGGCAGGGGACUUCAACGGCUAUGUGCCCACAGACCGUCAGACCGUUGGCGUCAUGGCUGCAUUUACCGUCCUCCACGGGGCUUUAAACAGUCUGAACACUGCGGCGCUCGAGAAGAUGACGAAAACAUAUGUCAUUUUCCACAUUGCCGUCCUAUUCAGCUGCUGUGUCGCGUUGCUGGCAAUGUGCGACUAUAAACACACUUCCUCCUAUACGUGGACCACUGUAGUAAAUAACUCAGGAUGGUCACCUACAGGCUGGUCUUUCCUCUUCGGCUUCCUCUCAGCCUCGUGGACCAUGACUGAUUACGACGCGACUGCUCAUAUUGCGGAAGAAAUCAAAAACCCCGAAAUCAAAGCCCCUUGGUCCAUUGCCCUCGCGCUCGGCUUCACCUGGAUAGGAGGAUGGCUGUUCACCAUAGUGCUAGCUUACUGCAGCGGCGAUCCCACUCACACCCUUAAAAAUGCUGUCGACCAGCCUGUAGCUCAAAUAUUCUACGACGUCAUUGGCAGAAAUGGAGGCAUCUUCUUUACCGUGGCGGCUUGUUUCGUUCUCAACUUCACAGCCAUGACAGCCAUUCAAGCCGGCGCUCGAACCAUCUGGGCGUACUCUCGCGACGAAAUGCUGCCACUGUCGAGAGUCUGGUACAAAAUCAACAAGAAGACCGAUACUCCGGUUUACGCAGUGUGGCUUUUUGCCACAGCUUGUGUCCUCAUCAACUUGAUCGGUCUGGGAUCUUACAUCGCAAUUUCGGCAAUCUUCAACCUCACCGCUAUCGCUCUUGACUGGUCCUACUGUAUCCCUAUCAUCUGCAAAAUGCUUUAUGGCAAGUUCGAACGUGGCCCAUUCCACCUUGGCUGGGCUAGCUUACCGAUCAACAUCUGGGCCGUCUGCUGGACAACCUUCGUCACGAUCAUCUACGUUAUGCCUACCAUCCGGCCUGUGACUCCCCAGAACAUGAACUACGUCGUCGUCCUCAUGGCGGCCGUCGCAAUCUUCGCCGUUGUCUACUGGUACGCUGCUGGUCGCUACUACUAUAUCGGCCCGAGAGUCAAGGCUCAACUCAUCAUGGGAGUUGCAGGCGAGGAGGACAAGGCACACUCAUCCGGCGGGUCGAGCGAUGAGAAAAGGGCCCCGACGGCAGUGCGUUAG
Messenger RNA from Letharia columbiana, 1704 nucleotides. RefSeq lists its product as uncharacterized. Gene Ontology annotation, cellular component: membrane. Gene Ontology annotation, molecular function: transmembrane transporter activity. The transcript is spliced from 3 exons. Gene Ontology annotation, biological process: amino acid transport; transmembrane transport. Lineage: Eukaryota; Fungi; Ascomycota; Lecanoromycetes; Lecanorales; Parmeliaceae. Bases 1 to 1704 code for a protein of 567 amino acids. The record is from RefSeq and is a predicted model, not a curated record.